CGCAUAUACCAAUUUAUUUGUAACAUUCGUAAUUUUAUAAGGAAAGGGCAAAGGUGUGUGUAGAUGUAUAUUGUUUGUAUUUAUUUCUGCACAGCUGUAGUGUCUUUUUCUCGCCUCGGUACAAAAGGACGUAUUUUUUAACGACCCUAGAAAACAAUACAAAUAUAAUAUAAUACAUAUAUUUGAAGACUAACAUAUUUAGUUCGCUUCUAUUGUCUCUGCAGACAACUCGUGAGACGUGUUGUGUCUAUAGUAAAUUUGCGGCAAUAUAGAGUAACUCGGUGAUAACUCUUUUAUCAAUAUUGAUAUACACAUUAAUAUCUUUUUCUAGUUAGUUAAUGAAAAGUAAAAGAGUGUUACAGGUAAUAGAUGCAAAACCAUUACUUAAAAAUUAAAGAAAAAAAUUCUGGCAGCCGAAAACUUAAGUGAACGCCCUACGUUGAACGCUUUGUUAUUGACCUUUAUUUGACAUUUAUAAAAGCGGAGGCAGAACGAAUUAAAGAAAAUCGAGUUUGUGUGCCGCCUGCGGCUGACCAUCUCUUCCUUUUGUAUACAUAGAGCUAAAAACAGUCAGUUUGGUACCAUCAUCAAGAUGAACCGACGAUUUUCUCGGGUGGAGUCUGGUGCAGACCUGAAGGAUUAUUUUGACCGUGGUGAUAUUGCGUCUCGGGAAAAUCGAUGGAACUUUGAAAUAGCAUGGGAAGUAGCUAAUAAAGUCGGUGGAAUAUACACGGUUAUACGAUCUAAGGCAUAUGUAUCAACGGAGGAAAUGGGUGAGCAACUUUGCUUAAUGGGUCCUUACAAAGAGCAUUGUGCACGCACAGAAAUGGAGGAGAUAGAGUUUCCUCGCGGAAAUCCUCUUUUAGAUGCAGUUAAUAUAAUGCGUUCACGAGGUUAUAAAAUACAUACAGGCCGUUGGUUAGUUGACGGCAAUCCGCAACUUAUACUAUUUGACAUCGGUUCAGGUGCGUGGAAAUUAGACCAAUUCAAAUCGGAUUUGUGGGAGAAGUGCCAUGUCGGCGUUCCGCAUUUAGAUGUUGAAACAAACGAUGCAAUCAUAUUGGGAUUUAUGAUUGCUGAAUUCCUUGAAGAGUUUCGAAAUCGUGCUUUAGACUACUCCAGUGUGCAUGAAUUGCAAACCCCUCGUAUAGUUGCCCAUUUCCAUGAAUGGCAAGCAGGAGUUGGCUUAAUAGCUUUACGAACAAGACACAUAGAAAUCGCUACAGUUUUCACUACCCAUGCUACGCUCUUGGGCCGUUACCUGUGUGCUGGUAACACUGACUUCUAUAAUAACUUAGACAAGUUUGCAGUUGAUGAAGAAGCUGGAAAAAGACAAAUUUAUCAUCGGUAUUGCAUUGAAAGAGCUGCCACACAUUUGUCUCAUGUGUUCACAACAGUAUCUGAGAUCACAGGAUAUGAAGCUGAACACUUGCUUAAGCGAAAGCCCGACAUCAUAACUCCAAAUGGUCUCAAUGUGAAGAAGUUUUCUGCCAUACACGAAUUCCAAAAUUUACACGCGGUUGCUAAAGAAAAAAUUAACGAAUUUGUUCGUGGACAUUUUUAUGGGCACAUGGAUUUCGACUUAGAUAAGACACUUUACUUCUUCAUUGCUGGUCGCUAUGAAUUUGGAAAUAAAGGAGCAGAUAUAUUUAUAGAAGCAUUGGCCAGAUUAAAUGCAAUGUUAAAGCAUGAAAAACCAGAUACUACUGUUGUAGCGUUUCUUAUUUUCCCUACCAAGGUUAACAAUUUUAAUGUGGACUCAUUACGCGGGCAUGCUGUAAUUAAACAAUUACGUGAUACCAUCAACAAUGUACAAAAUUCUAUUGGAAAACGUAUGUUUGACUCAUGCGUAAAAGGGCAUAUUCCUAGCCCAGAUGAAAUUCUUACAAAGGAUGAUUUAGUAAAAAUAAAGCGCUGUAUGUUUGCUAUGCAGAGGGAUUCAAUGCCACCAGUAACAACACAUAAUAUUGUUGAUGACUGGAACGACCCAGUUCUGGGAGCGAUACGCCGAUGUAAUUUAUUUAACUCGGUGCAUGAUAGAGUAAAAAUGGUGUUCCAUCCAGAGUUUUUAACAUCCACCAAUCCGCUUUUUGGUAUUGAUUAUGAGGAAUUUGUACGUGGCUGUCAUUUGGGGGUGUUUCCGUCAUAUUAUGAGCCUUGGGGAUAUACACCAGCGGAGUGCACGGUGAUGGGUAUUCCCAGCAUAACUACAAACUUAUCCGGCUUUGGAUGUUUCAUGAAUGAACAUAUUUGUGACCCGAAGUCAUAUGGUAUUUACAUCGUGGAUCGUCGAUAUAUUGGACUAGAAAACAGUGUCCAGCAGCUUUCAGGUUUUAUGAUGGAGUUUGCAAGAUUAAAUCGGCGCCAACGUAUAAUUCAAAGGAAUCGCACAGAGCGUCUUAGUGAUCUUUUAGAUUGGAGAACAUUAGGAAUUUAUUACCGUCAAGCAAGAGUCAAGGCCCUACAAGCGGUAUAUCCAGACUAUGUUGACGAAGGAUCUCUCUAUAGUUCAAGGAGUACAUUAAAUUUUUCCAGACCUUUUAGUGAGCCACCAAGCCCUACAUCCUCGCGACACACUACACCUGCUCCAUCAGUACACGGCUCUGACGACGAAGACUCGGUUGAUGAUGAGAAGGAAUUGAAGGAAUUAGGAAUUAAAUAAAGGAAGAAAAAGCUCCUGUUAAGAAGUUUCAGAUAAUACCAUAUUGUUCCUGAAAAUUAUUUCUACUUAUAUACUAUUCUAUACUAACAUUUUUAAAGCCAAUUGAUAUAACCUGUUAUGUACUAAAAAGAGAUUUAAAAUAAUUUAUUAGUGUUAGAUAAUGGCUAUGAAAAGCAGAACCUCCAACUUGUGUAAGAACCAAUGUACAUUUCAAAUACAUAACUUUUCAACGAAAACUUGGAGAUCAAAUAUAAUAUUUGUACAAACACAA
This is a messenger RNA of Ceratitis capitata (Mediterranean fruit fly), 2933 nucleotides long. RefSeq names its product glycogen [starch] synthase (gene GlyS). Gene Ontology annotation, biological process: glycogen biosynthetic process. The transcript is spliced from 8 exons. The coding region runs from base 593 to 2662 and encodes 689 amino acids. Gene Ontology annotation, cellular component: cytoplasm. Gene Ontology annotation, molecular function: alpha-1,4-glucan glucosyltransferase (UDP-glucose donor) activity. Lineage: Eukaryota; Metazoa; Arthropoda; Insecta; Diptera; Tephritidae. The record is from RefSeq and is a predicted model, not a curated record.